GUGGCGUUAGUCGCAGCUCAGAACUUCACCAGUGCUGUUCUAAGAUUCCGUGGUCUUAACAAGUGGUUUCGUUCCAUCCUGACGCACCUAGAAGCAGCAGCGGCUGUACAGCCCCCAGCAGGCGAGAUAAGUGCAAGUGUAGCAACUGCUGUCCCAAGAGCAACUCCGUCGUCGGCGACCUUGGUGUGGUUGUUGCGUGCGUGUAGUCCGCUUUGCUAGGCCAAGUUCACCGAGCCAGCAACCGGCCGGGGUUCGCGUCACCAAACGGCACCAGCUAUCUGGCUACUGGCGGAGGAUUUCGGACUCCGGAGGCAUCGGAAUGAGAGCGGCGACAGUGAGCAAGGCCACCACGACGGUGGUGGAUCGGCUGCUGAUGGUGGUCCACAUUCUGGUCAUUGUCGGGGCCAUGAUCGGGCUGGUCGGUGCCGGUUUGCCUUCCGUACUGCGUGCCUGUCCCCGCAACUCGACCGACCUAAACCAAUGCAUCAUCGACGUGGUGAACGAACUGCGGCCCCGACUGGCGACCGGUGAUUUCGGUGAAAACUUCACCAUCCCCUCCCUGGAACCGAUCAAGAUCGAUCGGCUGAAGAUCGAGCGGGGCGAGAACUUUAAGGCCAACUUUACGAACUUCCGGAUCAGCGGUGCAACGCACGAGAAGACGGGAUUCAUCGUGAAGAAGUUGAAAACCGAUAUCGACAAUCGUCAGAUUAAUGCCACCUUGCUGCUGCCGAAGCUCCAGGUCAACUCGAAGUACUCGCUCAAGAUGAGCAUUCUCGUGCUGCAAAUUAAUGGCGACGGUGAUCUGCAGGUGAAUCUGACUGACACCAAGGUAAGCCUGAAGCUAACGUUCUACACCGAAAUGAUCGACGGGGAGGAGUACUUCCGCUUCAAUCCGAUCAAUCUGCGCGUCAAGUUCGGUAAGGCACGCUUCUACCUGAAGAACCUGUUCAACGGUGAUCCCACGCUGGAGAUGAUCGGUAACCAAGCGAUCAACGAGAAUCCCGACGUACUGCUGGACGAGGUAAAGAGUGGCAUCGAGGAGAAUUUGGCCAAACUGUUCACCAAGAUUGCCGGUGAGGUGGUAAAGGAUGCACUGUUUGAGGAAGUGUUUCCCUGGAGCUAGUUUCUUUUUUUCCGAUUGCGCUGUGUGUGAUAGGCAGGAUAGCUGGAAAGCAGAAAAGAAAGAAAGUAAAAGAAAGAAAAAACAAUCAUAUAGGGAUAGAAAUUGAAUGAAAUGUGAUGUUUUUCUGUUUGUUUUCUUUAGUUUGUUUUGGUUAACGUUCCUUGACAUCUCUGUAGUGGCAUUACGUUUUUACCACACGAUGGGUUUUGAAUGUGCAAUCACAAUACAAUAAAUAUGGAAAAUGCGUGUGUUUUUAAAUCCA
This is a messenger RNA of Anopheles stephensi (Asian malaria mosquito), 1385 nucleotides long. RefSeq lists its product as uncharacterized. Lineage: Eukaryota; Metazoa; Arthropoda; Insecta; Diptera; Culicidae. The record is from RefSeq and is a predicted model, not a curated record. The transcript has 4 exons. Bases 320 to 1123 code for a protein of 267 amino acids.